This is a messenger RNA of Magallana angulata, 625 nucleotides long. RefSeq lists its product as uncharacterized. The transcript has 2 exons. Gene Ontology annotation, cellular component: nucleosome. Bases 11 to 469 code for a protein of 152 amino acids. NCBI's taxonomy places the organism in Eukaryota, Metazoa, Mollusca, Bivalvia, Ostreida, Ostreidae. The record is from RefSeq and is a predicted model, not a curated record. Gene Ontology annotation, molecular function: protein heterodimerization activity; structural constituent of chromatin; DNA binding.
UGUUCUCCAAAUGGCACGUAUGAAGCAAGUUCAAAGAAAACCUAAUCACCUUGCACCUAAAGGAGAUACAAUUGUUAAUAUUUCUAAAACUUUUAAAGCCUUACAUAAGCUUCAACUGCAGUCUAAGCUAACUGGAGGGAUAAAAGAACCACGGAAUUGGAGACCGAGCUCAAGUGCUCUCUUGGAAAUCAGGAGGUACCAGAGAACAACCAACUUGCUGAUCCCAAAACUUUCUUUUCAGAGGAUUGUUAAAUCUCUCACGAAUGAACGGUUUGAGGGAAUAAGAUUUCAGACAUCGGCAUUACAUGCUUUACAGGAGGCUUGUGAAGAUUUUAUUGUCAACGUUUUGGCGGACACGAACCUCUGCGCCUUGCAUGGGAAAAGAGUCACAAUUUUACCCAAAGAUAUGCAGCUAGCACUUAGAAUAAGAGGAAAAAGGGACUAUAUUCUCGAUUUUAAAGAAGAAUGAAAACUUUUAUAUUGCGUUUGCUUGAAAAAAUUAUCUAAGUAGAACUGCGACCCCGGAGACCUAUAUUUACAUGAAUAUAUAUAUAAUUUUAGAACCGAUAUUUCAAAAUGUACCAUAAAGUCUGCUGAUACUUUAUCAACUGGAUUUAUAAAAUUU